Orbilia oligospora ATCC 24927 is the source of this 912-nucleotide messenger RNA. RefSeq lists its product as uncharacterized. The record is from RefSeq and is a predicted model, not a curated record. Bases 1 to 912 code for a protein of 303 amino acids. Lineage: Eukaryota; Fungi; Ascomycota; Orbiliomycetes; Orbiliales; Orbiliaceae. The transcript has 2 exons.
AUGAGCACUGAAUUUCGUUUCAAACGUUCGAAAACCUCUUUUCUAUGCAAGGCAAACAAGCUCCGCGAGAAUUACGGUGCAGAAGUUUUUGUUGUGAUAAAGCGGAAUCAGAGAUGCGCUGUUUACUCCUCCGCCCCAAAUUCAAGUUGGCGAACAACCCUAGACGCAAUCAAGGCCUCAGAGCUUGUUGAUGAAACUUGGUGUCCGGAAAACAUUCACCUUUUAGAACCUAAAAAACGAAAUGACCCAGAUGGGAGCUUAGAGGCCGCAAUACUAGAGCCACCAUCGUCUUGGGAGACAGGUAAUAUGACCCUGGUCACAGAUAAGCUUUGGGGCGGGAGGGAGAAUCUGGGCUCCAGUCUAUUCGCCUUAAAACGCCAUAAUAAUACUUCCAGCUCCAUCAAGAAGGAACUUCGUGCGAAUGCGAAGGAUAAUACAGUACAAAAAAUGCCAAACAUGAGCUGGGAAAGAGCCAUCGAAGGCCCCAAUGGGCUAAUGAGUUUCUACUCGAGGAGUGCCGAUAGCCCAGAAGCAUUGAAUGAGGACGGGUUGGAUUCGAGCGGAGAGAUAGAACGGGUUGAGGACAGAAGCCCGGACGCAAAGAUUUCGCACCCCCCCGGCCCCACGCGCCAGAACGACGCCCAAAAUAGCUUCUUAGACUUUGGAUACAACCGCUCAAGCGCACAAUCCCAAGCUCCAACUCACAGCUUGACAAAGCGAAGUGCACAGACCCCAGGGCGACACUCCAAGCCAUUUAAACCUGUAUUUUCGAGCUUACCACUAGGAUGGGAAGGGAUUGGCAACUCUCCGGAGCCACACGACGUCGUCCUCGGCUCGUUGUGCAUGGAGCCACCCCGGUUCAAGGCUGAGGAUCUACAAAGACACAAGCGAAAGCGAAGAAUUGAUGCAUAG